AUGUCUACUCCCAAACAAACCUUUACCGGAUCUUGCCAUUGUGGCUUCAUCAAAUACACCAUUGCCCUCCCCGCCACCACCGAUAAGUCUGACGGCGACGACGACAAGAACAACGACGACCUGGUGGUAUCUCGAUGCAACUGUACCAUCUGCUUCAAACAAGGAUUCACCAGUCUACGUUUCGACGAAAAGGAUUUCAGAUUGGUCUCUCCGAAAUCCGAGGCGGAACUCAAGGACUACCGUUUGCCGUCCGGGAGGGACGUCCACAAGUACUUUUGCGGCACGUGUGGGAUCCACGUCUUCUCGCGAGGGCGGAUCGAGGCCGGAGGCCAGGUCCACGAGUUCUCGACGCUCAACGCCCUGACUCUGGAUCAACCCCAGGAAGGUCUGGACUUGGGCAAGUUCAAGAUCCAAUACUGGGACGGGAGGAACGACAACUGGGCUGGCGGGCUCAAGGAUUCGCCUUGGCCCGGUCAGAUUGUUUGAGAGAGAAAAGCAAAAAAAAAAACAAAGAAGCAAGCAACAAAGGCGAAAAGUACCGAUACAAUUAAACAUUUCCAAAGGCUGUCAAGGUAAAAAAGGACGGGUAAGGGGGAAGGAGGACAAACAAGCAAAAAGGGAGAAGGAAAAAGGAGGAGGUCCGGGGGUUUAUCUUGUGUAAAUCGUUGUCUCUUUUUCAGUGAAACUUGGGCAAUCAUUUUCGGUAAACCGCCGACAGAUAGCAACACGUUGG
Molecule: messenger RNA, 733 nt
Organism: Exophiala oligosperma
Lineage: Eukaryota; Fungi; Ascomycota; Eurotiomycetes; Chaetothyriales; Herpotrichiellaceae
Exons: 1
Coding region: 1-486 (161 amino acids)
Molecular function (GO): carbon-sulfur lyase activity
Source: RefSeq, a predicted model, not a curated record